Molecule: messenger RNA, 1878 nt
Organism: Vitrella brassicaformis
Lineage: Eukaryota; Vitrellaceae
Source: the annotation of a GenBank genome assembly
CGAAAGUUGAGCUCGCUCAUUCAUUUGGUGCUCCCUGCUGGUCCUUGGGAGUCGCGUUCAAGGCCAACGUGUGACCAAAUGAGGCGUCCAUUGGUCAUGGUUCAUAGCAUCUUCCAGCAUCUUUCAGGGGCUGAGCGGACCGCUGGUCUGAGGAUGCUGCUGCACAGCAAACACACCCUGACACAAGCCAAGAAGCCCAUCUCUUCUGCACAUCUCGCGGUGACACCCACCGCCUCAACAGCAGCUCCUACAUCCCUGCCCUCUGUUGUCAUCCCAACUUGCCAGCGCUCGGAGCUCCAAUCAUCAUUCCAUCGCCCUCAGCCUUAUUGGUUGCCAUUCGUCGGCGCCGCUGGGGCCUUAUCGUUGGCUAUGGCGAUGCGACGGCAUUUGUGUCACUGUGAGGAAGCCGCUGCGGCCGAGUCAGAUGAGCCAGCAGCAGCACCAGCACCAGAUCCACCACCUGUUCAGUCCGACAAGCUGACGUACUUUCUGCGGCGCCCUGCACUGUGGGCUGAACGGACCAUUCUCCUCAUCGGUCUUGGGGACGUCAAGACCGGCCCCCUGGUGCAGCUGCUGGGCGCUGAGGGCGACAAGAAGGUCAAGAAGCACAUGACAGAGUAUGAGAAGGAGAGGGAGGCCGACAGGAGGCGACAGGCGGCCUGGCUGCCCGUGCACGACAAGCGGUUUCACUUCCAGCUCAUGUCGAUGCACGUCGUGGGGGCCGACUACCUGCCCGACAAGGUCUUGGCGCACGAGGACAAGAUGGCCGUGCUCGCCGAGGCAGCCAAGAGGGCGUCGGAGGGGCUCCACGCCAUCGCACUUGUCGUGCCUGAGACCGUGGAUGCCAGCCAGGUUGACGCCUACAUCCACUACGCCGAGUCGAUUACCGGCCAGGGGUCGCUCGAGCAGCACGGCGUCAUCGUGCAGAUGACCACCAGCGACAAGCCAGCCCCACCCCCGGCAGACAUCCCUGAGAAGCUGCGAGCCAAGGUGAGCGGCCGGGUCAUCCCGUUCCGCGCCAUCCCGGCUGGCUCUGUCAACAUGGACGGCUGGGUGUUCCGCACAUGCCGCAGUGUCCCCGGCUGGGUGGCGAGUGUGGUGGCUUUCGUGGCCCCCCUGCCUCUGGUGCAGUACCUGUCGUCUCGGCACUCUUUGCUGUGUCAGCUGGGCCGCAUCUGGCGGGCCAACUCUUACCACGCCGUCGACAACGAAGUGCUGGCCAAGGCGCGUGAGGUGAUGGCUAUCGUCAACGAGGAGGUAGAGUACCAGCGGCAGGUCGCCAGGAAGAUCAUCGAGAGCUACAGGCAGACGGCGAACCAGAAGACACGGGACGCGACGCACAACAUCAACCAUGUGGACCCUUCGGCUGUCUACGACACACAGAAGAUUGAGCACAGGCGCAAUAUUAAGAAAUGGAUAGAGGAGAUCGAGGACGCCAUCGCCGACCCCGACGUGUCGCUGUCGCCGCGACUCAUCGCCCUCGAGAGGGAGCUGCGCGGCCUCAUUAAGACCCGCAUGCCGUCCUAUCUGGUGGACCACCCCGACUACCGCCCCCCAGAGAUCGACACCCGCACAGUGAGGCAGGCGGGGGAGCUGACGUACUCCGACCUUGAUAGAGUGGUCAAGUGGAUGGCCAAGGCGCCCAUCCCGGUGCCUGGGGAGGUCAUGCACCGCGACGUCUUCACGGGCGCGCUGAUGCCGAAAGAGGACGGGUCGUUCCCCGACCGCUAUAAGAAGCUGACGAGGGAGGAGAUACUGGAGGCCAACAGGAGGGUCAACCCAAACUCGAGGCACAUCCCUGCACACGUUGAGGCUCUCGGUAUGGGGGAUCGUGCGUGAGAUGCCUGACUUGACAGAUGAUCGAUGGAUGGAUGGAGG